Molecule: messenger RNA, 315 nt
Organism: Prunus armeniaca (apricot)
Lineage: Eukaryota; Viridiplantae; Streptophyta; Magnoliopsida; Rosales; Rosaceae
Source: the annotation of a GenBank genome assembly
AUGGAGCCCGCGCGAGGAUUAGGUAAAAAGGCAUCAGAAAAAGCACAACGCAAAAAAACGGAGAAUUCAAACGGAGCCCCCAACGCGAGGAACAUACCCGCGAACUCAACAAAGGCUAAAUCCCGGGCCCGAAACGCGAUAAAAAAAGCCGCUUUGCAGUCGGCAGUGCCCGUUCGGAUAACCGAGCGCUCGAAACAGGCAGGGGGCUGUAAAAGCCACCGGGCGCCGGACUUGCUUGCCGCACGGCUCCCGGGUCAUGGAACCAACUCCGGGAGCCGGUCAACACAACGCGCGCGUGGGAGCGCACAGAGGUGA